CCUUAAAAAGUGUUCACUUUUUCAUGUUAUAAGCCAUGUCUGAAGUAAGAAACUUAUUUUCUUUCCUUAUUUUCUUUCUCAUUAUUGCCUUAAACUUCACUAAUGGAUUAGCCAUUGAUCAUAAGUCUGAUGCUAAUAUUGCAUUAAUCCCACACAAGGAAGAAAUAAAAUGGUUGCAUUGGCCAUUUGCACAAGCACCACCACCUCCUUCAUCUUUUUUUCCUAAGUUUCCAUUCAUAAGAAUAUUUCCCUGGCCGCGGUUUUUGCCACCUAAGCCUUUUUCACCUAGUGAAAAAAGCGUCAGUGACAUAAGCAUGGACAACAGUCAGAACGUGCUGGAAAAGAAAUAUUGUGCUUUAAUUAUUGAGGCGUGUAUGCUUGAGAGGACUACAUUUUGCGUUCGCCAUAGCUGUACCUUCUCCUCUGAUUGUUGUACAUCCAUUAAUACUGAAUUUGGUCCUGAGGAAUGUAACCAGUAUGAAUUUGCCAUGAUAAAAAAUCAGUGUGAAAACCAAGAUGCUGCUCCUCCUACAACUUAAGGUAACUUUGUGGAAUAUUAAGGGGGUGUAUGUACACGUGUGUGUUCAUAUAGCCGACUCUAACUUAUUUGGGACUGGGACAUAGUUGGUAUUGUUAUUGUUUUAUGUAUGUGUGUAUUCAUAUAGUCGACCCCAAUUUAUUUGGGAUUGAUAUGUAAUUGGUGUUUGUUGUAUGUAUGUGUGUGUAUUUUUAUGAGAAUAAAUUAAUGAAGUGAUUUGCUUACUGGUUAUCAAA
Molecule: messenger RNA, 774 nt
Organism: Nicotiana tabacum (common tobacco)
Lineage: Eukaryota; Viridiplantae; Streptophyta; Magnoliopsida; Solanales; Solanaceae
Source: RefSeq, a predicted model, not a curated record